AUGCGAGUGACCUAUCUCUUUCUCUCUCUCUCUUUCUAUCUGUCUCGCUCUUCUUUCUCACUUUUUCUCUCUCGUCCUCAUUCUCUUUUUCUCCCGCUCUUUUCUCAUUCUCUAUAUUUCAUUUUGUUCUCUUUUUCCUUAUUCUCUUUUUCUCUCUACUUCUUUCUUCAUAUCGUUCCUUCUCUUCGUUAUUAUUUCUUUAUCUCUUUUUCACUCUCCCUUUUCGCACUUUUCUUCUUUUUUCUUUCAUUCUUUCUUUCUUUACUUUUCUUUCUUUCUUUCUUUCUUCAAAUUUCUGUUUUUUUCUUUAUUCUUCGUUUUGUUUUUCUACAUUUCCAUUUUCUUUCAAUAUCUUCCACUGUCUUUCUCUCUCCCUCUCUCUCUCUCUUUCUCUCUUCAUCACUCUCUCUCUCUCUCUCUCUCUCUCUCUGUUCUUUCUUUCUCUUUCCAUUGUAUCUCUAUUCCUCUUUUUGUUUUUCUCUUCCUUUUUCUUCAUUCUCUUUCUUCAUGUCUUCCUUUCGGUCUUUCCCUAUCUCUCCCUUUCUAUCUUUUUCAUACUCUCUCUUUUUUGUGUCUUUUCUCGAUCUUUUCUUGAUAUAUCUUCUUCUCUUCCUUUUAUUUUUUACUUUCUCCCCCUUUUUCCGUUUCAGUCUCUCUAUCCCUUUCUUUCUUUCUUUCUUUCUUUCUUUCUUUCUCAGUGCACGCCUAUGA
This is a messenger RNA of Acanthosepion pharaonis, 711 nucleotides long. NCBI's taxonomy places the organism in Eukaryota, Metazoa, Mollusca, Cephalopoda, Sepiida, Sepiidae. The record is from the annotation of a GenBank genome assembly.